Messenger RNA from Labrus bergylta (ballan wrasse), 708 nucleotides. RefSeq names its product interleukin-6-like. Gene Ontology annotation, cellular component: extracellular region. Gene Ontology annotation, molecular function: interleukin-6 receptor binding; cytokine activity. The record is from RefSeq and is a predicted model, not a curated record. Gene Ontology annotation, biological process: immune response; T-helper 17 cell lineage commitment. Lineage: Eukaryota; Metazoa; Chordata; Actinopteri; Labriformes; Labridae.
CUCUACAAGUGCUUCCCACCAGCGGACAUGCCCUACACACUCAAUGCCUGCUUGCUGUUGGUCGCUCUGCUGCAGGGCGUUCAGGUAGCUUCAGUUCAACCUGCACCCACCGAAAGCCUGGCAGGUGACACUUCAGGUGAGGAGGGGGAGGCAGCCGCCGAGUCUCUGAGCACCUCCAGGUUCUGGGGCCUGAUCCUUGGUGCGACCGAUAAUCACUCGAUGGAGUUUGAAGCUGAAUUCCAAAACCAGGUGAAAUAUCAUAUGUUGGAGGAAUACAACAUCUCCUCACUCCCAGAAAGCUGCCCUUCCUCUGACUUAAGAAAGGAGACUUGUCUCCACAGGUUGGUCCAAGGUCUACUUAUCUACCGAGUUCUUAUUAAGCACGUGGAGAAGGAGUAUCCAAGCAACUACAAACUCUCAGAGGCCAGAAUCAACUGCGGCCGGCUGAUCACCCUAAUCAAAGUAAAUAUGAAGCAUCCCGAAAGUGUAACAGAGCUGAACAGCAGCCAGGAGGAGCAGCUUCUGAAGGAUAUCGACAGCCCUGACACUUACAAGAGAAGGAUGACCGCUAACAGCAUCCUGUACCACCUCCGGAACUUCCUCCUCCAAUGCAAAAGAGCAAUCAGAAAAAGAGAAAUGGCCAGAGGAAGAAUGGCCAACAGGAACCUGUUACCCAUCAGGUUCAGUAACCAAGUUUAAAAAUGCAAG